This is a messenger RNA of Syngnathus typhle (broad-nosed pipefish), 1721 nucleotides long. RefSeq names its product SH3-domain binding protein 5b (BTK-associated) (gene sh3bp5b). The record is from RefSeq and is a predicted model, not a curated record. Gene Ontology annotation, cellular component: cytoplasm. Lineage: Eukaryota; Metazoa; Chordata; Actinopteri; Syngnathiformes; Syngnathidae. Gene Ontology annotation, molecular function: protein kinase inhibitor activity. Gene Ontology annotation, biological process: intracellular signal transduction; negative regulation of protein tyrosine kinase activity. The transcript has 9 exons. The coding region runs from base 213 to 1571 and encodes 452 amino acids.
GCUCACAAAAUCACUCGCUUUCCAUCUUCUUCAACAUUGACGAGCGCUGGGUGGGGGACAAAACGAAAGUAGGACGGAGGACACAAUCCAGGCCCGCUUCGGUUCUGUUCGCUUUCGAUCGUGUUCGGAGACAAACAAGCAAACCAAGCGGGAUGUGUUUUGUCGGCCCGGCUUGUUGAGCAUCUCGCUGGUUCUUGGUCAGGUUUCGAACAAUGGACCCCCAUCGCUGUGAAGACGAGGCGGACUACGAAGAUGAAGAUGUGGACCCCCGCGUCCAGGGCGAGCUGGAGAGACUCAACCAGUCGUCGGACGACAUCAACCGAUGCGAGACAGCGCUGGAGGAGGCCCGGCAGAAGUUUCGCUCAAUGCUAGUGGAGGCCACCGUCAAGUUGGACGAGCUCCUCAUCAAGAUCGGAAAGACGGUUGACGAAUCCAAGCCGUACUGGGAGGCCCGGCGCCUGACCCGACAGUCCCAGCUGGAGGCCCAGAAGGCCACCCAGGACUUCCAGAGAGCCUCCGAGAUCCUUCGCGCGGCCAAAGAAACCAUCCUGCUGGCCGAACAGCGCCUCCUAGAGGAGGACCGACGCCACUUUGACUCAGCCUGGCAGGAGAUGCUCAACCACGCCACGCAGCGGGUGCUGGAGGCGGACCAAGAGAAGAUCCGAAGCGAGGUGGCGCACAAGGAGACGGCGGCCAAGCACGCGGCGGCCAUCGCUCGCAUGAAGCAGCUGGAGAAGAAACUGAAACGCACCAUCAACAAGUCAAAGCCCUACUUUGAGAUGAAAGCCAAGUUCUACCUGCAGCUGGAGAACCUAAAGAAGACGGUGGACGAGCGACAGGCCAAGCUCUCGCACGCCAAAGCUGAAUACAAGACAGCCCUCUGUAACCUGGAGGCCAUCUCGGAAGAGAUCCACGAACGGCGGCGCAGCUCCGUCAUGGGCCCGCGGGGAUGCGGCGUCGGCGCAGAGGGCGACAUGGACCAGUCGUCCGGCGUCAAAUCGGAUUCCGAUGGCAUUUCCAUGAUGUCGGUGUGUUUUGACGAGCCGUGCAACGGCGGUAGCGUGGCGUCCGAGGAACACUCUGAGACGCGUUCCACGUGCAGUCUGGGUUCCUCGCCCGACAACCCCGAGGAGCUGCAGUCGCCGUCUUCCUUCACCUCUUCCUCCUGCGCCUCCUCUUCCUCCGCCUGUCCGUCACCGACUCCAUCGUGCUCCUCGUCCUCCUCGCCUCCCUCUCGGCCGUGCAGCCUGGAGCUGCCCAUCUCCGUCUCCCUGUCGGACUUUGGUCUCAUCUCGCCCGUGCUCGGCCCUCGCAGCGAGUGCAGUGGGGCAUCGUCGCCCGAGUGUGACCUGGAGAGAGGUGAGCGUGCGGAAGGCGCUGAGGUGACGUUGGACAACGGGCCAGCUAUCAUCAACAACAGGAACAACAACAGCAGUAGUGUAACAGCCGCCACCAAGAGGAGCUUCAACCUAGAGGCUCGUUUCAGUUUCCUCAACCUGCGACGGCAACGCAGCGACGCCAAAAAUGCGGACAACUUUUCCCAGAAGGCCGUGGUGGUCAAAGGACUGUGAGAAACCGUCGCAGGAACAUUGAUUUGGAGUGACUCUGAAAGACAAAUUUUAGGAUCUUUUCAUUCUUGUUGAUUUAUUCCACGAAGAUGGGAGCUGGCAGCAAGCAUUGUGAAAAUGUUUUGUGUUGAAUAAAGAAAAUGUUACUCUGUU